Molecule: messenger RNA, 7846 nt
Organism: Pelobates fuscus (common spadefoot toad)
Lineage: Eukaryota; Metazoa; Chordata; Amphibia; Anura; Pelobatidae
Gene: MPDZ
Product: multiple PDZ domain crumbs cell polarity complex component
Exons: 51
Coding region: 155-6688 (2177 amino acids)
Biological process (GO): tight junction assembly; microtubule organizing center organization; regulation of microtubule cytoskeleton organization
Cellular component (GO): apical part of cell; cytoplasm; plasma membrane
Molecular function (GO): protein binding
Source: RefSeq, a predicted model, not a curated record
ACGUGUGGUCUGCGGGCGGGCGGUCGGUCGGCCUCCAGUCCCUGGUCUCUGUCCUUGCUCCUGGUCCUGAUGGGUCCCAUAGGGGCGGCAGCCGAUCACUGCUAGAGGACUGCGGGCUGCAACAGCAACAGAAAGAAAAACAUUUUUGAAAACCAUGCUGGAAACAAUUGAUACCCACCGUGCCUUGCAGGCAGUAGAACGUCUGCAUGCAAAGGUUCGGGAAAGGGGGGAUGUAGCCAGUGAGGAAAAACUGGGUUUGCUGAAGUCUGUUCUUCAAAGCCCACUUUUCAGCCAGAUUCUGAAUCUCCAGAAUUCAUUGCACCAAAUGCGAGAGCCGACUAGUGUGACACCCUCUGUAUCUUCUGUAAGUGAGUUUUCUCCAUACGGAUCCAGCUCUAUUGCAACAGUGCAGAAUGAGUCCUAUGCGUUGUCUCAGCAAAAUGGAAGUCCGCUUGACUCUCCACAAAUGUCAAGAAGACCAGUAUCUCCGGAGAUCAAUGGCAAACCUGACAGUGAGGAAUUUUACCAAAUCAUCAAACAAAUGGCACAAGGUCGGCUGAUUGAAACACUGAAUCUGAUUAAACCCUCCAUUGGCAGUUUAGGGUUUAGUGUUGUGGGCCUAAAGAGUGAAAAUCGAGGGGAACUUGGAAUAUUUGUACAAGAGAUUCAAGAAGGCAGCGUGGCACAUAGGGAUGGAAGGUUAAAGGAAGCAGAUCAGAUCUUAUCCAUUAAUGGACAGCCACUUGAUCAGACCAUAACACAUCAUCAGGCUAUUGCCAUUUUGCAGAGAGCAAAAGAUCAUGUACAGCUUGCGGUUGCUAGAGGACCCCUGCCUCAGCUUGUUAGUCCUGGAGUAUCACGCUCGGCAUCCGAUGCCAGCACAUUGUCUGCCCUUUCGAGCCCGAUACACUGGCAGCAUGUGGAAACCAUAGAACUGGUGAAUGAUGGGUCAGGUCUUGGUUUUGGAAUUGUUGGAGGAAAAACAACUGGAGUUAUUGUCAAGACUAUUUUACCUGGAGGUGUAGCAGACCAGCAUGGCAGACUGCGCAGUGGAGAUCACAUCUUAAAAAUUGGUGCAACAGACCUUGCUGGGAUGAGUAGUGAACAAGUAGCACAGGUUUUGAGACAGUGUGGGAAUAGAGUGAAGCUGGUGAUUGCAAGAGGCUCGGUAGACAAUCUCUCUGCAGGAGUUUCUGCUACAGUUCAGAUGCCUCCAUCACUACCAACUCUCCCAGAAAUUCAGGUGAAUGAAGGCGUAAUUAAAUACCCAGAUGAUGAUACUUUUGAUGUGAAGCUAGCGAAAAAUGCUCAGGGUUUGGGAAUAACUAUUGCUGGAUACGUUGGUGAUAAAAGCUCAGAACCAUCUGGAAUUUUUGUGAAAAGCAUUACCAAAGGCAGUGCGGUAGAGCAUGAUGGGAGGAUCCAUGUUGGAGACCAGAUCAUAGCUGUUGAUGGUACAAAUCUUCAAGGUUAUACAAAUCAGCAAGCAGUGGAGGUUCUUCGUCACACUGGGCAAUCUGUCCAGCUAACUUUAAUCCGGAGAGUACGCAGGCAGGAAUUUGGCAUUCAGUCAAACGAGGAGACUGCCAAACCAACUGAGAAUGCAUUGCAAAGUGCAGAAGAUGGCAAAGAAAUCUCCCUGAAUAUCGAGCCAUUAAACUCAACAAUUUGUAUGAACGUAAUGCAAACUGCAACAGUCGGAAAGAGCUCACAAACAGAAGAUGAGUGUGACGUCGACAUGGAGAAUGGUGAAGCCAAAAAGAACAAGUGGCAAAGAAUUAUGGGUGGUGACUAUGAGAUUGUGGUGGCACAAGUGAGCAAGUUCAGUGAAAGUAGUGGAUUAGGCAUCAGUCUGGAAGCUUCAGGUAGUCACCAUUUCCUAAGGUCCAUAUUACCAGAAGGUCCAGUGGGUCGAAGUGGGAUGCUAUACAGUGGCGACGAACUGCUAGAAGUAAAUGACCUAUCUCUACUUGGUCAAACCCACAAAGAUGUAGUAAAUAUCCUGAAGGAAUUGCCCAUCAGUGUAACCAUGGUCUGCUGUCGUCCAGUUCAACCUCUCGAAAGUCCUUUUGAAGGAGAAGACCAAUGUAUAUCUGAAAAUGAUAUUGACCUGAUCGAAAAGGAUCAGGACCUGUCUGGUGCUACAUCUACGGCUCUCUGGAAUAGUCAAGAUCCAAUAUUGCCUUUAUCUCACAGCCUUGAUAAUGAUUUACAGGGUCAUAUUGACUUUGGAACAGUUGGUUCCUCGGAGACUGAUGACUUUAACAUGUCCAUGGGAGAUGAUAGCCCUUGUACGGAGGAUUUGCAAGGAUCUCCUCUGGCAAUGUGGGAAACUGAUGUACAGUACAUAGAACUAGAAAAGGGAUCUCUUGGGCUUGGUUUCAGUAUUUUAGAUUACCAGGAUCCCAUUGACCCGGCAAGCACUGUGAUAGUAAUCCGGUCUCUAGUUCCUGGAGGUGUUGCUGAGCAAGAUGGCAGGCUUCUUCCUGGAGACCGUCUCAUGUUUGUCAAUGAUAUUAAUCUGGAGCAUGCUAGUCUGGAGGAGGCAGUUCAAGCCUUGAAAGGAGUGACAGCAGGAAAAGUUACCAUCGGGGUGGCAAAGCCUUUACCUCUGUCACCAGAAGAGGGCUAUAUUUCUACUAAGGACGACUCUCUUUUCUACACUGCCCAAUCAUAUGAUGAGGAUGUACCCACUGAUGCUCCCCUUUUCCAUGCUGAGCUAGCUCUGGUGGAAACGUCAGAAACUGACCUAAUGGGUGAUUCUGCCAUGGAAUCCAGAUUUCAUCUAGAAGAUAAUUCUUUUCAGGUUUCUAUGUUAGCUCUACAUGGAAGUGCUUGUAAUAAAGAUCUUAGUGACGAGCUAUCUGUGUCCACUCCCCAGAGUGGAUCAGAAGCAACAAUUGGAGAGGACUCCUUCCACUCAAUAUCAGAAUUAAAUGCAGAAAAGUUCAACUUUCACAAACAGUUGCCUGCAGAGGAACUUUGGGCAACUUCAACUCCUGUGUUGGAUUUUAAAAUGCCUUCCAUGGAUUUCUACAAGCAAAAUCACAGCCAGGAUGAGAUUGGGCCAGUGGAAAAUCCUAGCUGUGUUUCUGCUGAGCUUCCUAAAAGUUUGGAUAUAGGAAUGUAUGAAGAGCAAAAUGAAUGUGCAGCUUCAUCCUGGGUGAAACGGAAGACUGAUUUUGUGGAAACAACUGAAAAGUAUCCUAGUUCUUUCUUAAAGGUUGAUGGAUAUUCUUCUGGAAAACAGUAUUUGGAAAAAAGUAAGGAUUGUGCUUCCAAAGCUUUAAUUAAAAACAGACUUGAGAAAACCAUUACUGUAACCAGAGGCAACUGCAGUCUAGGUAUGACUGUGAGUGCCAGUAAAGAUGGCUUGGGAAUGAUUGUCCGCAGUGUAAUUAAUGGAGGCGCCAUUAGCCAUGAUGGCCGAAUCAACGUGGGAGAUUGCAUCUUGUCCAUUAAUAAUGAGUCCGCUGCAAACUUAACCAAUACGCAAGCACGGGCAAUGUUAAGAAGACAUUCCUUGCUUGGACCUGAUAUAAGAUCUUCUCCAGCACCCGCUGAUGAUCAGGCCCCCUUUUAUGUCAUUUCAUAUGUGCCAUGUGAGAAUUUUGAGGAGUAUAAAACGUGCGCUGGUCAGCAGAGCGAGUUAACUGCACACAAUGUUAGUGAAGGCCCUGAACUUCCGGAACGUGAAGAAGGAGAGGGAGAGGAAAGUGAAUUGGAAAAUGCUGCUUUCAGUAACUGGAACAAUCCUAGAAGGGUUGAGCUCUGGAGAGAACCUGGCAAAUCUCUGGGGAUAAGUAUUGUUGGCGGCAGAGGAAUGGGAAGCCGUUUAAGCAAUGGUGAAGUCAUGAGAGGGAUCUUUAUUAAACACAUUCUAGAAGAUAGUCCUGCUGGGAAAAACGGAACUCUGAAAACCGGAGACAGGAUUGUGGAGGUGGAUGGCACAGAUUUGAGAGAUGCCAGUCAUGAACAAGCUGUGGAAGCCAUAAGGAAAGCAGGGAACCCCGUUAUCUUUUUGGUUCAGAGUAUUAUCAACAGACCAAGGCCUGAAUCUCUGUAUUGCUCUCCGUCUGCCUCUGCUUUUAGAGGGCACCCACCUACUAACCCAUUUUCUCAUCACACUGUCAAGAAAGAUACCUUGCCCUUGCAGAGCACGUUUGGUACUAAACCUCUCUUCAGGUGCACUAACCCAUUUGCUGGUCCUUCUCAGUUCAGCACUAACAAGGACACAAUGAAUCCGGUUAGAAUUGCCUUCCGUUGUUCCCCAACUAACCCCUUUGCUCCCACACCAUUUAAGGCUUCAAGUAAUUCCGAUUCAGACACAGAAAAGCCUGCUUUCACUAGCUCUGUUUCUGCUCCUUCUACAUUUCUUCCACUGAGCUCUGAAAGUACUCAGAUGGCAUCCAGCAUGACUGUGGAAGACCCAGAGAAAGAAGAUGAGUUUGGCUAUAGUUGGCGAAAGAUAUCGCAGCGGUAUGGAAACCUGCCAGGAGUGUUGCAUAUGAUAGAGUUGGAGAAAGGCAAAACUGGAUUGGGUCUGAGCCUUGCUGGAAACAAAGACCGAUCACGAAUGAGCGUUUUCAUAGUGGGGAUUGAUCCAAAAGGAGCAGCUGGCAAAGAUGGCCGUUUGCAGAUUGCCGAUGAGCUAUUAGAGAUUAAUGGGCAAAUCCUAUACGGAAGAAGUCAUCAGAAUGCCUCAUCGAUUAUUAAAUGUGCACCAUCAAAGGUGAAGAUUAUUUUUCUAAGGAAUAAAGAUGCUGUGAACCAGAUGGCUGUUUGCCCUGUGAAAAUGACAGAACCAGGCGCUUCCGGUUCUCCAGAAUUCCCAAGUCAAGAGAUGGAAAAGGAAACGGUUUUAAGCCAAGUGCCUCCUGUGAACAUUGGUUCCUUUAAAAAUGUCCUCCAAGUGGAAUUGCCCAAGGAUCAAGGUGGCUUGGGUAUUGCAAUCAGUGAAGAAGACACACUUAAUGGGGUAGUUAUUAAAAGCUUAACAGAUCAUGGUGCAGCAGCAAAGGAUGGACGCAUCCAGGUGGGGGAUCGUAUUUUGGCUGUUGAUGAUGAAUCUGUGGUUGGUGACCCUAUAGAUAAGGUUAUUUCACUUCUAAAGAAGGCAAAAAAUACUGUGACGCUGACAAUAUGUACAGAUGAUCGUGACGUGCAACAACUGCUCCCUAUAUCAUCAACAGCUUUGACUACCAACACUGUAGAGAAAAAAAAUGGUCAACAACAAUGUUCAUCUCAACUCAACCACUCAGAGCCUGAGCAAGUUCGAAGUGCAAGCAGAUCCUCCACUCCAGCCACAUUUCCCUCUGACCCAGCCAUGUGCCCAAUCAUCCCAGGAUGUGAAACAACCAUUGAAAUAUCAAAAGGUCGCACAGGUCUUGGACUCAGCAUUGUGGGGGGUGCCGACACUCUUUUGGGAGCCAUUAUCAUUCAUGAAGUCUAUGAAGAAGGUGCUGCUUCCAAAGAUGGUAGAUUGUGGGCUGGAGAUCAAAUCUUAGAGGUAAAUGGUAUUGAUUUAAAGAAUGCCACACACGAUGAAGCAAUAAAUGUACUCAGACAGACCCCACAAAAAGUCCGACUUAGUGUAUACAGGGAUGAAGCUCAGUACAAGGAGGAAGACAUGUACGAUAUUCUUAUUGUGGAACUCCAGAAAAAGCCUGGGAAAGGCCUUGGAUUAAGCAUUGUAGGAAAAAGAAAUGACACUGGAGUAUUUGUAUCGGACAUCGUUAAAGGGGGCAUUGCUGAGACUGAUGGCAGGCUGAUGCAAGGAGACCAAAUAUUAACAGUAAAUGGAGAAGAUGUUAGAAAUGCCACCCAAGAAGCUGUUGCUGCCCUGUUAAAGUGUUCUCUAGGUACAGUGAAGCUAGAAGUUGGAAGGAUAAAGGCUGGCCCUUUCCAUUCAGAGAGGAGGACAUCACAGGGCAGUCAAGUUAGUGAUGGGAGCAGUAAUCUGACUUCAUUUAGUUUCCCAGCAUCUGGACCGUCACAAACUGAUCCAUUGGAUAGUGCAUCCAAGAAGAAUGAAUCCACUGAAAUUCAAGGCCUAAGAACUGUGGAAAUCAAAAAGGGACCGUCAGACUCUUUGGGAGUCAGCAUUGCUGGGGGAAUCGGGAGCCCCCUUGGCGACGUACCAAUAUUUAUUGCCAUGAUGCAUGCAAAUGGACUUGUUGCACAAACUCAAAGACUUCGGGUCGGUGACAGGAUUGUUAGUAUAUGUGGCACAUCAACUGAAGGAAUGACUAAUCCGCAGGCUGUCAGUCUCCUAAAAAAUGCUACAGGCGCUAUUGAGCUUCAAGUUGUGGCUGGCGGGGAUGUGAGUGUGGUAACUGGUCAGCAGCAAGAACACGUUGGAUCUACCGCCAGCUUUUCUGGACUUACCUCCAGCAGUAUAUUGCAAGAUGAUCUGGGACCACCUCAAUACAACACCAUUACCCUUGAAAGAGGACCAGAUGGUCUUGGUUUCAGUAUUGUAGGAGGUUUUGGAAGUCCUCAUGGUGAUCUGCCUAUAUAUGUCAAGACUGUGUUUACUAAGGGGGCAGCAUCAGAAGAUGGGCGCUUGAACCGAGGAGAUCAAAUCAUUGCUGUGAAUGGGCAGAGCUUAGAAGGGGUAACUCACGAGGAAGCUGUUGCCAUUCUCAAGAGAACAAAAGGAACAGUUACCCUGACAGUUCUUUCUUGACUUAUUUAAUGCUUCUUGCCUCCAUAAAUUCAUUUUUUCAGUGGUCCUAUCUUACCAACAACUUUCUAUGUAUAUAAAAGAAAAGAGUAUAUGUUCAAAGAUAGUUGGGUGUCAAGUAGACUCUUAAUUGGUCUAAAAUGAUGUAUUCUAGCUGCUAUAUUUGAACCUGACUGGUGUAUAUUUUAGAGGAAAAUUACUAUUUUAAUAUGUUUUAACUACUACAGAUUUGUCUUUUUAUUGUAGUCAGUCUUGUAUUAAAGUUUUUGCAGUGCAGCAUUUUUCGAGUUGGCCAAAGAAAGUCCAUUUCAGUAUUGCAGUAUUAAUGUGUAAAUGAAGGCGCAUUUGACAGUGGCUCAGAAGCUUUUGUUGGACUACAAAUCCCUUGAUGCUUAGCUAACAAGAGGCAGACUAUUGCUUUAUCUAAUUAGGUGUUUCAGCACAACUAGAUGAGAAAAGGCUUGUACAUGGCUUGCUCUCCAAGAUUAUAAAUCUUAAAUGUUAAAGAAUAUUGUAUUCAGUGAUGGUUUUAUUUUGCUUUUGUUGUAUACUGUAGUUUUUGUCCCACACAUGUGAAAACAGAAGUGUUCAGACCUUAAUAUACUGACAGUCCACUCAUCAUUCUUGUAACCUCUUACCAUAUCUUCUCGGGAAGUCCAUGACCUCUCCAAAGUCUAAUAAAAAGACAGAUUGUUUUAAUAAUACAUAAGAUGAGCAAACGGUCAGGUAGCAAAAAAGAGAUGCAUGCAAGGAAAUAUUAUGAAUUAGGGUUGUUCACACAUUCCCUGGUUACAUAAAACUGCUUUUAUUUAAAAUAUCAGUAUUAAGCCAUGAAAGAUUACAAAUCCGUUGUCAAGCUUAAAUAGCAAUGUGUAUGGAAUUGUUCAGUUUGGAAUUUCAAUGUAUUUUAUGUUAACAUCAAUAUCACGUUCUACCUGAAUACUAUAUGAUUGUAGACAAUAUUGUGUAUUGUUUGUAACAAAGUUUCAGAUUAUUUGUAUACAUUUUGAAGAAGUUUUUCCAAUAAAAUUCCGUAUUAGCUUGAUUGUUUUAGAACAUGAAGAGCAAGAUUACUUUUGUUUGUGUUUUCUCAACAAUUACAUUUUUAGACAAAACGCGAAUUUCAUAUGUGUAUAAAGUAUGUUUCUUAGGUUGAACAAU